Molecule: messenger RNA, 810 nt
Organism: Pestalotiopsis fici W106-1
Lineage: Eukaryota; Fungi; Ascomycota; Sordariomycetes; Amphisphaeriales; Sporocadaceae
Exons: 1
Coding region: 1-810 (269 amino acids)
Biological process (GO): fatty acid beta-oxidation
Cellular component (GO): peroxisome
Molecular function (GO): delta(3)-delta(2)-enoyl-CoA isomerase activity; enoyl-CoA hydratase activity
Source: RefSeq, a predicted model, not a curated record
AUGGCAGCCAAAAGCCUGUUCACAGUCUCUAUCCCGCCGCUCAAGGACCAUGUCGGCGGCGAGAUUGUCUGUACCGAGCCCGCGCCAGAGGUCUACCUCUUGACAUUUUCCUCGGCCCCGGAUAACCGCCUGACGCCAGCCUUUUGCGCGGCCAUGAUCAAGGCGCUCGACCUGAUUGAGCUGCGCAAGCCCGCGACCACGGGCGUGGUCAUCACCACGUCGGCCAUUCAAAAGUUUUACUCCAACGGCCUGGACCUGGACCUGGCCAUUCGCACGCCGGGCUUCACCGAGGACGCCCUCUACCCGCUCUUUCACCGCUUCCUGACGUUCCCUAUGCCCACCGUUGCCCUGGUCAAUGGCCACGCCUUUGCCGGCGGCUUCAUGCUGGCCAUGCACCACGACUACCGCGUCUUUGCCGGCGACCGGGGCUACAUGUGCAUCAACGAGCUCGAGUUUGGCGCCCCGCUGCUGCCGCCCAUGAGUGGCAUCUUUCGGACCAAGCUGCGGGCCGACGUCUACCGGACCACGGUCCUCGAGGCCCGCCGCUGGGACGCCCAGGCCGCGCUGGCCGCCGGCAUCAUUGACCGCGCCGACGGCCUCGAGGGCGCCCUGGCCCUGGUGCGCGACGGCAAGCUGACGACAAAGGGCAAGACGGGCGUCUAUGGCCUGCUCAAGGAGGAAAUGUACCGCGAGCAGGUGGCGCUGCUCACGGCGACGGGCAAGGACGUGGUCAAGUUUAGCGAUGCCAUGGAUAGGGAGAAGAAGCGGAAAGCUGGGCUCAAGAAGAGGGGGGCCGAGUCCAAGUUGUAA